Messenger RNA from Tripterygium wilfordii, 627 nucleotides. RefSeq names its product dynein light chain LC6, flagellar outer arm-like. Gene Ontology annotation, cellular component: dynein complex. Gene Ontology annotation, biological process: microtubule-based process. The transcript is spliced from 2 exons. The record is from RefSeq and is a predicted model, not a curated record. The coding region runs from base 42 to 383 and encodes 113 amino acids. NCBI's taxonomy places the organism in Eukaryota, Viridiplantae, Streptophyta, Magnoliopsida, Celastrales, Celastraceae. Gene Ontology annotation, molecular function: dynein light intermediate chain binding; dynein intermediate chain binding.
CAGGUAUAAUUGCUCCUAUAGCUCAUUGCUGUCUUGUUAAGAUGCUGGAGGGGAAGGCUGUGGUGCGCGAGACGGACAUGCCAGCGCAGAUGCAGAGCCAUGUCAUGGAAUUAGCUUACCAGGCUCUUGAUGUACAUGAACCCUCUGAUUGUCAAUCAAUCGCUUGUUACCUCAAACAGAAAUUUGAUGAAGCUUAUGGUCCGGCAUGGCACUGUGUGGUUGGCAAGGAAUUCGGGUCUUGCGUUACACACUUGUUAGGAAGUUUCAUUUUCUUCCAUGUAGAGAUGAUUGAGUUUCUCAUCUUCAAGGAUGGCAACAACUUCAUGGAAAGCAAAGAGGAAGCAGUGGGAGUUAUGCAGAAAGCUAGCCAAGAAAAGUCAUGAACCAUGAAAAAUCUACAAUAAUUAUGCUAGUUGAGAGAAUCUUCCUUACAGCAAAACCUUGUGUAUCUAAUUGUGCUUUAUCUCAGUAAAAAAUUAGCAUGUUUUUUAUUAGUUUAUUGAAGAUGUGAAUGUUCUGUCUGAAGUCUGAACUAGCAGAACUUUCCUCCUGGUUUUGUAUGUGUUAUUGUGUCUGAUUGUGGCUAAGCUAGCUGCUAGCCUUCAAUUUCUAACAAUGGUGGUUGGU